Micropterus salmoides (largemouth bass) is the source of this 5774-nucleotide messenger RNA. RefSeq names its product reticulophagy regulator 1 (gene retreg1). The transcript is spliced from 9 exons. Bases 562 to 1944 code for a protein of 460 amino acids. Gene Ontology annotation, cellular component: endoplasmic reticulum membrane. NCBI's taxonomy places the organism in Eukaryota, Metazoa, Chordata, Actinopteri, Centrarchiformes, Centrarchidae. Gene Ontology annotation, biological process: negative regulation of neuron apoptotic process; reticulophagy. The record is from RefSeq and is a predicted model, not a curated record.
CAUAUAUAUAGCAAUUGUAAGUCACUUUGGAUAAAAGUGUCUGCUAAAUGAAUAAAAUGUAAUGUAAUGUAGCCUAAUGAUAACCCUGAAAAGGUAAAACUAUCCAGUAUUUUACAAGAAGUAAAGUCAGAAAAAUAAAUAUGAUUUUGUGUGAAAGAAAUACAUUUUUAUUUCCUUCUAUCCCAUUUAUCAUAUUGUAGGCUAACCCCCCAGACCCUAACCCCUUUCAUGAGUCCCUUCCACUGCAGGGCUACUGCUUUCCUGUCCACUGCCUACUUCAAGUUAUCAUUACAACUUUAAAUUUAAAAAAUGCAUUAUGUUUAUACCUCUAACUCUCUAAUUUAGGUUCACAUUUUAACGCUAUAGUUAUACCUAAGUAAGCACAUAACAGUGUCCUUUAUUGUCCAACUGACACAGCCCACUUUUCGUUCCAAACGCGGGGACGUUUAUUUUGAAAACCCAACACCGGAACCGCUAUCGUAAACCAUCCGGUUAUCUUGAUACCGAUCUCUGCUGGAGGAGCGGAGCGGCAGAGCGGAGGGGCCCUGUGGUCGUUUUCCAAUGCUGGGGAGCCGGGAAACAGGAACCGAGGGCGGCGGGGAGGCGGCUGCCGGACCGCCGGGGCCGCUGGGCCGGGCACACCGAGGGGAGGAGACGCCUCCCGGCCGACUUGGGUAUCGUCUCACCGGCCUGGUCAACUGGAAGCAGAGACCGUGCAGGACUUCAGCCCUGUUUGCUGCAGCCAACACGAUGAUCUGGUUUGUGGCCUUCAGCCCUCUCCGAGCCUACAGCCUCGUGGCCGCCCUGCUGGCUCUGCUGGUCGUCACGGUGACCACCAGAGACAUCGCUCGGUCCAGAUCCACAGGAGCUCACUUAUGGCACAGCAUGACUGCAAGCUGGGAGAUCAUUGACCCGGGCCAGGACAGCCGGUCUGGGACUGGACCUCAGCUCAGCGACUCCCUCAAACUCUUCCUCCAGGAGACAUCGGCUUUCAAACAGCAAAACCCAGGCAAGUUUUGCCUGCUGGUUUGCAGUUUUUGCACCUUCUUUGCUGUUUUAGGACGCUACAUUCCAGGGAUUGUUAUCUCAUAUAUUUUAGUGCUCGGUUUUUUCCUGUGGCCUCUGAUUUCAUCUCAUGAGGUUGGUUUGUGGCUAGAGCCAGUUCUGCAGAAGCUGGACUUUGGCAUCGGGGAGUUCCUUCAGAAAAUCAAAGAAAACCAUGAGAGGAGAAUCAUGCAGGCUCAGACUGAGAAAGAGGGCAUCGAGUCAGACCUCUCUUCCAUGUUUCCCAAGCUCGACUCCACAGUGUGUAAGGAAAUGUCUGUAUCGGACACAGAGGUGUCUGAUGUGACGUGGACCGACAACGGUACUUUCAACCUGUCAGAGGGACACACACCACAGACUGAGAACUCAGAGGACCUCGACAGAGAAGAAGCGUUCACUGGGGGCCUUCCAGAUUUCCCCUCGCUUGACAACGGCGCAACAACCAAUGGCGACGACGACGACGAUGACCUCAGCCUCGGCCUUCCCUCGCCUCCACCUCAGCCCCAGCAGCCAUUCAAAUCCAAGCAUACAACGUUUCCUCACAAAGACCAAGCCACCGACAAAGCCCUGGAGUUAGUAAACCAGAUGGCGGGCGACGUCAUCGCCGCUGCUGUCACAGCCGCCAUCCAGGAGAGAAUAGAAGCAGCGGUCGGCUUCACGGCGCUGAGCGAAGACUCGGAGGGGCCGAGACUCCCGAAGUCCAACAGGCUGCUGGAUCUGGACGAGGAGUCGGACAGCGAGGUGGAGGACUUUGAGCUGUUGGACCAGUCGGAGCUGGAGCAACUGGAGGGGGAGCUGGGGCUGGGAGAGGAGAAGACCAGGGCCAAAGAGAAGGCUCAGGCCAAGAGUGACAAGCCGGCCUCUUCUGGAUUCUUGUCCACACUCCUGAGACGCCACUGAUUGAUGAAAAGUACGAUGGGCAGGGGAGGAGGAUGGGUUACACAGGACAUGUGGAGGGAGAUGGGGGUGUUCUAGGUCACAGAGGAUUGUUGGAGGUUGUAAGAAAACAUUGUUUCCAUUUAUCUUUUUCCUGUAAAGCUAACAUCAACUUUUCAGAACAGUUUGUCAGAUAUGGAAGUGGAAGUGAUUUCCCUUUAGUCAGAAUCAUCCUAACCUAAUGUUGAGAUCAGACUACACAAAACCCAGAUAAUAGCCUGACCCCACAGAAAGUGGGAACGGAAAAUGAGCGUUGUGUAUCACUGUUGCUUGCUGUAUGCUGUGUAGCAUGUGAUAGUGAUAGACAACUGAUGCAGCACCUGGGACGCCAGUACUCACAACGUCCUGACCAAAAGACAACUGCAUCAUUCCUUCUCUCGCUGAGUUAGACAACACUAACGACAUGUCCUGUGACGAUGAGGAAAAUACAGAAACUGAAAACAUGGAGUGUGCUUUUGCUUGUGCAGUCUGAAUAUUUACUUAUUUUUGGUUCCUUUUUGCGCGCCCUCAAAAGUUUUUGCCUGUAGGCCUGCUGCCCAGCAGCCAGCUCAGAGCAUGUUUGAGUAGCCUACUGCUCAGGUCGCAGGUGUUAUAUUAACGUGCCAGGCUGGGUCGGGUCCUCAAUUGAUUUUGAUAUAAUUGCAGGUAACGGGUCAAUUAGCUUGGGGUUGCAAAACUGGGGUCAUGCAGGACUCUGGACAGAAGAUGAAAAAUGUCUUCCUGUUUAGCAAAUUUGUUAAAAUGUUUUUUUUAAAGAUAUGUAGGAUGCUAAAUCUUGUGUCCAUGGCACCUUACUGAUCACCUACUGUGUGUAAGCAAGCUAUUAGACAUAUUGUGUAGUCUGAUCCUGGCAUAAAGGGUUGUUGAUGGUUUAAGGACUAAAGGCCUACUCUUGGUUUCAAUCAAUUACUGUGGUUACAGUUUUCUUUUCAAAGCAAUUUUUAUCACCUGAUCACAUUUGAUUGAUGAGAACAAUUUUGCAUUUAUAAGCAGCAUAUAAACACUUAUAGGGGUAUUAACACACUAUUACUUAGUUGGAAGCAACUAUGGACUUUUGUUUAUUAAUGUAUUUGUGAACAACUAUGGCUUUAACUGGCAUCUGUAACUGUUGUGGAUGAAGUAUAACACACAAGAGCAAAUCCUCACUGGCACGUUCAAAAGUGUUUAGAAAACACAAGGUCUGCUUACUUAAAAUCUUGGCGGAUGCAGUUUGAUCAGUUGGAAAGAGUGUAAAUAAAGUAUUAAUGAAUAUACAAUAAUGAAUAUACUGAAUAAAUAUAAUUAAUUUAACAAUUAGUAAAUAUAAUAAAGAUAUAUAAUUAAUUGACAUACAAUGAGUAAAUAUAAUUCAUAUUUUAUACUUUGUAUUCAGAUAAAUAUGAGUACAUAUUUUACAUGAUUACAUGAACUAUGUUUUUAUUAAUUAUAAUAUAUGUUCAAACUUAAAAUUACCUUAGUAUCUGUUUCCAUCUAAAUUAUAUUUUGUUGCUUAUAAAUAAAUGCUCAACAUGGGGUUCUUGAACCUCCCAAAUAAAGUAUUCAAAACUGAAAUUGAUCUUCUCAACAACCUCAGAGUAAGACAAUAAGUAACAAGAAAAAAAUGAAACUCAUAUAAACAAAAACAUGUCUUAAGACUUAAACAUCCCCCAAAACAAAAUUACCAUCAUCCCAAAAUUGUAUUGAAAGGCAUUGGUUACUGGUAAAACUGCAGCAAAAUGCAAUUUUACCAGUAACCUGAGGUGAUAUUUUGGGGAAAGCAAGCCAUAAGACUUCCUGUUAUAUAUUAUUAAUUAAAUUAAAUAUUUAUUACAAAUGAUUGGUUUUAGUUGUAAUGUGUAAUGUAGACACCUCAAAACACAUCUGACACUCAUGUUGACGCUAGAUUGAUUCAUUCAACUACAUUACCCAGAACACCACAGACAUCGAAUUGACAAUCACUAGGCAAUUAAAACAACUUUAAUGCUCAAAAUACUACUGGUUACUGCUAUAACACUAGUUGGACUGUUGACUAUAAGGAUUGAAAAGUAGUAAAACCUUUUUUAAUUUUAUAUGUAUGUUUUAUUUUUCAUGAAACAUUUAUAUAGUUGUGAGACUUUUAUUUUAUUACAACAUGAUGCCGGUUUCAAAAUACUAUGCAUGGAAAUGUCAUUUUAAGACAUAAAUAUAUUUAAUCAUUAAAACAUUUUAACUUCCAGUGCUUCAAGCUCACAAACUUCACGUUGCUCAUUGUGGUCGUCAGUGGGCAUAAAGAAAAAGGACUUUGCAUCCGUAUCACCCGCUAAUUUGUCGUAAUUGCAAGCCAAAUUUAGAUUUUCAUAUGUCAAAUGUGGUCACUAAUCUAAAACACAGCAGACUCACAGUUUGCUGGUGGCUGGUUCGAAAGGCUCAAUCGACAUUCAGUGGAUGUUUUUCAGAGAAAUAUCUCCCAACAUAAACAGAUUCAGGCGUUAGAGUUAGAGCUCCACCACUGCUCAAAACUCACAAAAAGGAGUUCCAGCCUGAGGGGCAUCUCAUUUUAAAAUCCCGGCUAUUUCUGGCUUCAUCACUAAGACGAAAGUGAAAUAUCCUACUUAAAGCUGCAUUAAGCAAAUGUUGACACAUAGGGGGCAGAAAGAUUCUUCAAACCAGUGACCACUUAGCUUACCAAAAACCUAAAAAUCCACCAUACACCGUAGGUAUUGUCACAAGUGGUGCUGCUAAAAUGUUUUGUUGUUAGGUCAAGGGGGUUUAACUAAACUAAACUUUAUGGCUGCAGCGACUAACACAACAUACCUGAAUGCCUCGAUUGCCAAAACAAAACUACUGUAUGUUGAAUAAACAUAAGGGUUCAGGUAGCCGUGGUGGCCCAGUGGUUGAAGCACUGAGCAUGAAUCAUGAAUGAACAUCCUGAACAACCUUUGACAGCCAGACUCCGAAACAGACUUGAUCCUAAAUGUGCACAGCCUGAACAGAGAACACCAACUUUGCACCUCACAGUUCACACUCAACCUCUAAAAACACAGUUUUCAUUCCAGUGAUGAUGACAUACUAAAUUAUCUGAGCUGAGAGAGUCGUCUUAAAUUCACUUGGACAAGACCUGCAGCAAGAGAACGGGAUUCUACCUGAUCCGUUUAGACUGAAUAUAAUUGGGACCCAGCCCGACUCAAGUCCCUAGUCAAGUCUUUGCUGCUGGGAACCAAGCUAAACCAUGGAGACCUCUGCUCCAAGUCGUAGGAUGAUCCAAAACUAGACUCAAAGUAAAAUUUAGCUUUAUUAUUUAAUGAUGCACCUACAUAGGACAGUCUGCUGUCAGACAUCAGUCAGGGAUUCAACGAAUCAAGAUGAAGACUGACUGAACUGUUUCUUCAACAUGCCUUGUACAUUAAAAUACAGUGAUUUUAUAAUAAAGACACAGAGCAAUGUAAAAUGUAUCCUCUUGAAUUCAUCAUGUAAUGCCUUGUAUCAGCAUAACUCUACAGAAGAUAGUAAUAUUUGUUUAUCAGUGCCUUUGUAGUGGCUGCAGUUCAUUUCUAGCUCACGUGUAAUAACUGUAUAAAACAAAGAAAUGCUCCAACUGUUGAAUAACAGUUCAGGCAGGUUUACUAAGCAAAGACCUUUUUAAAUAUUUAGUAAACUGAUAAAAUUCACGUUUUUCAUUCACAUUCUGGUUGUAUCAUGGUGGCUUCCAGGCCAUUGUCUAAAAGUGAGAAAUCCUUUGAUUCAAAAACAUGUUGUUGGGUCACAACCAAAAUGCUUUAACAAAAUGUGCAUUUAUGUAAUUAAACUUAAGAAUGUCAAUAAAAUGUUGUAACACA